Messenger RNA from Harpegnathos saltator (Jerdon's jumping ant), 5362 nucleotides. RefSeq names its product Carboxypeptidase D svr (gene svr). The coding region runs from base 186 to 5159 and encodes 1657 amino acids. Gene Ontology annotation, biological process: peptide metabolic process; protein processing. Gene Ontology annotation, molecular function: metallocarboxypeptidase activity; zinc ion binding. The transcript has 15 exons. Lineage: Eukaryota; Metazoa; Arthropoda; Insecta; Hymenoptera; Formicidae. The record is from RefSeq and is a predicted model, not a curated record.
UCUGACUGACGUGCGACGCGUGGCUUGCGUCACUGCUGUGUUAUAUAUACUACAUAUAUAUAUGUGACGUAGUAUAUAUAAGCGGUGUAGGAGGAUAAGAAUCGCGCGAUAUGAGUCUGUGAAGAUAGUGAGGUGUGAUUAUUCGUGUUUUUCCUUUAGCAUUUUGCGUAAAUAACGUUUUACAAAUGGGUGACAAACUGCGUGCCGUUUUUAUGCUUAUUUGCAUCGGGUUGGUAAAUGGUUACGCGUUAAAUGUUGGCGAGCAAAACGAUCUCACUACGUCCUACACGCAUUAUGAUGAGCUGCAACAGUUGCUCCACUCUUUGGCCGAUAAGUAUCCUCAUCUGGCCAGGGUCUUUUCCAUCGGAAAGUCGGUGGAAGGUCGGGACCUCCUGGUGCUAGAAAUUUCGGAGAAUGUCAAUCAUCGUAGUCCCGGUGAGCCUAUGGUUAAAUAUGUUGCUAAUAUGCACGGCGACGAGGCUGUUGGCAGGCAACUGUUGAUUAUCCUUGGCCAAUAUCUCCUGAACGAAUAUGGAAAAGAUGAACGCAUCAGUCAACUGGUAAACCGCACUGAUAUCUACCUGAUGCCUUCAAUGAAUCCAGAUGGUUUCGAAAAAUCAGUGGAAGGGAAAUGUGAAUCUAAGGAAGACUAUUCAGGAAGGGAAAAUGCCAACCAUGUUGACCUAAAUCGUGAUUUUCCUGAUCAAUUUGCAAGAAGAGGUCAACUUAGAAGAGGCAAUUCUGUAUUAAAUGGACGUCAAAAUGAAACCAUUGCUAUGAUGACCUGGAUUUCCAAUGAACCUUUUGUACUUUCUGGUAAUCUUCAUGGUGGUGCUGUAGUUGCCAGCUAUCCAUAUGAUUCUGGGAUCUCUAAGUCAUGUUGUAUAGAGAGUAAAAGCCCAGAUGAUAAUUUAUUCAAGUAUCUUGCCCAUGUUUAUGCGGACAAUCAUUCAGAAAUGCAUAGAGGUGAUGCUUGUCCACCAGAUAUAUUCCCAAACGGUGUUACAAAUGGAGCAUAUUGGUAUGAAGUAAUUGGUGGAAUGCAAGAUUUCAAUUAUGCUCGUUCUAAUGCAUUCGAAAUAACAUUUGAGCUAAGUUGUUGCAAAUAUCCACCUGCUUCAACAAUAUUAUAUCAAUGGGAACUCAAUAAAGAAUCUUUGAUUAAAUAUUUGGAACAAGUACAUAAUGGAAUAAAAGGUUUUGUGUAUAGCAAAGAUGGAAAUCCAAUACAAGAAGCAAAUAUCGUUGUGGAAGGAAUAAAUCAUAAUAUAACAACUACAAUUAAUGGCGAAUAUUGGCGUUUGCUUCUCCCAGGAACUUAUUCGGUUUAUGCUACUGCAUGGGGGUAUGAACCCAGUGAAUCGGUAAAUGUUACUGUAUUAAAAGAUAUACCAAUGAUUCUCAAUUUUACAUUAAGCAGCAGAGAAAUGUUUUAUGAUCAAGGCGAAGAUGCAGUCGAAGUCGAAGAAGUAAUGAGAACUAUUGACAAAUAUGGUUUUUACCAUGACGUGAAAUUCAAGCAUCACAAUUACGUGGCGAUGGAAAAAUACUUGAAAGAGUUGCACGAGAAUUAUGCUAACAUUACUAGACUCUAUAACAUAGGAACCUCCGUAGAAGGUCGCAAACUUUAUGUUAUGGAAGUUACGAAGAAUCCCGGAAAGCACAGUCCUGAGAAGCCGGAAGUAAAAUAUAUCGGAAAUAUGCACGGCAAUGAAGUAGUGGGCAGAGAAAUGCUUUUGUUAUUACUGAGAUACCUCUGUGAGAAUUAUGGUACCGACCAAAGAGUUACACGGAUAGUGGAGACUAUCAGACUUCACGUAAUGCCAAGCAUGAACCCCGACGGAUAUGAGAUUUCCACAGAGGAUGAUGCUUAUGGAAUGAAGGGCAGAGUAAAUGCUAAGGGAGUGGACCUCAAUAGAAAUUUCCCCGAUCACUAUGUCGUUAAUAAUUUUAAUCGGCAGCAGCAACCCGAGACCAAAGCAGUAAUGGAUUGGAUAGCAAAAGUUCCGUUUGUUCUCUCUGCAAAUCUUCACGGAGGCGCAUUGGUUGCGAAUUAUCCUUACGACAGCGGGCCGCAAUCUGUAACCAAGACCGAGAUAUCAACCCCGGACAACGACGUCUUCAAAAUGCUAGCAUUAACGUACUCCAAUGCUCAUCCUCAAAUGCACCUUGGAAAACCUUGCCCGCCGAUGAAACUCUAUGGUCCGAAGACGCUUCUCGAAGAGCAUUUUCCCAAUGGAAUAACAAAUGGCGCUGCCUGGUAUCCUGUCUCUGGUGGCAUGCAGGAUUACAAUUAUUUACAUAGCAAUGAUUUCGAGAUCACUCUAGAAAUCGGAUGCGUCAAGUACCCAAACGCGAGUGACUUGCCAGAUUAUUGGUUGGAGAAUAAGGAGCCUCUCCUUCGCUUCAUCGAAAUGUCUCGUAAAGGUGUGCAUGGUAUAGUGAGUUCAAGCAUUGGCACUCCUAUAUCUCAUGCAAGGAUCUCAGUGGAGGGUAUAAAGCACUACAUCUACACUGCUGAAGGAGGUGAUUAUUGGCGAUUAUUGCUACCAGGGAAUUACAACAUAACUGUCUAUGCAGUAGGAUACGAAACACUUACACAAACUGUGAACGUACCUCACGGUGAAGAUAUCAGGGAUGGAGAAGUGUUGUUGGACUUUACACUAAUGCGUGACGAUCCUCUACAUUGGUCGUCCGCGUAUGAUUUUGGACUGAGAGCGAAUUUGCUGGAUGGUUACUUAAAGAAUUCAGAGCUGAACGCUAGAUUCAGUCAGUUGGAGAAUCAUCAGCCCGAUGUCGCGGAGUUUGUAGCUGGUGAAACGUUAGUUAGCAUGGCUAUUCGCUCAUUGAAAAUCACGCAUGAUAUCGGGUCACCUGAUGAAAGAAAAUUCCGCGUCGCUUUGGUGGGAGGAUUAUUUGCCUCCCAACCGGUGAGCAGGGAAAUUUCGCUACGUUUGGCGACGCAUAUCCUCAUGGGAAAUCAGAUUGGGGAUCCACCUAUCCAGAGGAUACUGGAUAAUGCUAUAUUGCAUUUUAUUCCCGGUGUCGAUCCAGGAUUCGACAACAUAAAAGAAGUCAAAGAUUGUAAUCCUGUAGUCAAGGAUGAAGUAGGAGAAAAAUUAUUGUCAGCAAGUAAUAUGUCCGAGCGUAUAGACGUGAUCACAAAUGCAUUUAAGAGAAUGCUACAAACUGAGAGUUACGAUGUUGUCGUGAUAUUAAGAGGUGGAGCCCCACAAAUUGGUUAUUCGUACGAUGACUUAAGUGUAUUUAAAACACUCGCCGAGGACUAUGAACAUUUCAGACACAAAGAGAUGAGCAGCUAUAUGAGCGACAGUAUGCAACGUUUGGCAAAUUUUAUACAGCGCGAAUAUAACACGCCAAUGAUAAGCGUAAGCCUGUCCUCUUGCAAGUAUCCGCUCGCGAACUCCAUCCCUAUCAUUUGGCGCGAGAAUCUGCAACCGCUGAUGAAGCUCGUGCGGAGCCUCACGAGCGGUAUCCGCGCGGCAAUAACGAAUGAGUACGGUGUGCCGCUUCGAGAAACCACUGUUAAAAUAGGAGGAAGAAUUUACAAAGUAUCAAGCAACAUGGCUUAUUUCAAGACGAUACUCAUACCGGGUAAUUAUACGUUAACAGUCUCCUGCGAAGGAUACAAUACGCGAGUAUUACAAGUUGACGUGACGCCGGAGAACAUAACAGAUAUCGAUAUCAAGAUGACACGGAAGAACGCAGCACAAAACGAGAAAGUGGUGCCUGAGAACUUGAGUGCCAUAAACCGCGUUCUGAGCGACCUGAAUAUGAAAUAUCCUCAACGAACAACUUUACACACCAUUGGCAGAAGCGUGACAGGACGCAAGAUAAUGUGCUUGGAAAUUAGCUCUGAUAAUGAGCAAAAGUUAAUAGGACGACCCGCCAUUGUGUUCUUAGCUGGCACACUGCGAAGUGAACCGGUGACGUUUGAAGUGCUCUUACAUUUUGCCUCGUUUCUCUUGGACAUGUACAAACAAAACAUCCGAAUCAUAAAUUACGUAGAUAAUUUCUCUAUAUACAUAGCACCGGACUUCACCACCGAUUCCGAUGAGGAUCACACUUGCUCACCGCCAUUGAAAGGCUUGCAGUUCUCGAUCCACGAUAAACUCAAUAACGAGGCGACAAUAAUUACGAAUUGGCUGAAGGACAUUAAUGCGGUGUUAGCCGUAAAUCUCAACAGCGGUUCGCGACAUGUAGAAAUUCCAUUGGGAAGCAACUACGGAAACGCACGCAACCAGACGUAUAAAAGCGCUGACGAAGAUUUGUUGCAGCACUUAGCUCGCGUGUAUGUUAACGAGAGGGCGGGCAAAUUGUCCACAAAUUCGAAGUGUCAGCGAAAUUUGAAUAUCGCUGACAACAGUGUGAUACACGCGGGAGUAGGAAUUGGCGGAAAAAGAGGGAAUCCGUUGAUGGAUUAUGCCUACUUCAAUACGAGUACUUUAAUGAUGGAUGUGUACGUUACUUGUUGUACCACUGACAACUCGGUUGUCGUGUGGAAAGAGAACAAAGAUAGUUUGUUGGCCUGCAUAGAGGAAAUAAGUAAAGGCGUGAGAGGAUACAUCACCAACGAGAACGAUUUGCCGGUUGAGAAUGCUGUGUUGUCUUAUGACAAAUCACCGCAUCUUAUUAGAAAUAGAAAAGCGGGCUCCUAUUCGAUCCUACUACGGCCAGGAAGUCACAAUAUAACAGCCACGGCAUCCGGAUAUAUUAAACAGACCAAACUCGUUUCCACAUCCGACGUGAAGAAGUUUUCGAGGUUGAUGUUCAAGCUCAUUCGUGACGAUAAUAUCAUGGGAAUACCUAGAUUAGCAUUCGUUAUGUUGACAGGUACGAUAUGUUUUGGCAUUAUCUUGUGUGGCAUAUGUAUUUUCAUGAAAUGUCAAUCUUCGGAGAACUCUGAGAAAAACAGAAAAGGAUAUGCGUUUAGCUUAUUGAAAGAUGGCACUAGUUUCUUUGACGAUGACGAGAAGGAAGUUGAAAUAUUUCGAAGACCAGUGGAUGUUUAUUCCACGAACGAUAGUGAAGUUACCAAGCCAUAUUACGACGACGAUAAUAGUUCCGAAGACGGCAGCGAUUUGGAGUUUAUUCGGCCUGAACGAGAAUGGAAUGAUAAAAUGCUACAACAAACGUGAUAGCAUUUUUAUACGAUAUGAGGUUUAUUGCAAUGCAUAGGAUAAAUUAAUCGAGGUUUGGACAAAGGCUUAAUUAAUUGUGUUCAAUGUUCAAGAAAGAAAUUUAAUAGGAGUAGUACAAUAUCGAAGUUUACAAGAUGAAAAGAACAGGGUCCAAAUAUAUUUAAAAAUAUGUAUUUACAACAGCUACAUAUACAUAUAUG